Molecule: messenger RNA, 1038 nt
Organism: Dendronephthya gigantea
Lineage: Eukaryota; Metazoa; Cnidaria; Anthozoa; Malacalcyonacea; Nephtheidae
Exons: 1
Coding region: 1-1038 (345 amino acids)
Source: RefSeq, a predicted model, not a curated record
AUGGCGGACGAACAAGAUGAAAAAUUCAAACGAUUAAAAGCGAUACGAGCGGGUAACCGCGGGGUAUUAACGAAGUACACGAAAGAAGCGAUGGAGUUAUUGAAUGGAGAGGAAAGAUCAACGUUUAUAAGCGAAAGAUUGAAUACGGUCGGUAGAUUAUUAAACGAAAAAAUCGAGAAAGUAAGGGACCUAGAUAGUCAGAUUCUAGAGUUAUGCGACGUGGCUGAAAUUGUACAAGAAAUAGAGGAAUCAGAGGAGGUGUAUUCGCGAGCAUGUGAUGUAAAGGCGAAGAUUACGAAGUUUACAAACGAAUUAAUCGAUAAAACAAGCAAAGACACGGGACAAAUUACGACGACUCAAGAUAGCGAAACCACUUUUGUGCCGAGUUCACCUCAGAGCACGAAUUUAGUGCAGAACACGAACACGCAAAUAACGGACACGAAUUCAAUCCAGAACACGAACACGCAAAUAACGGACACGAAUUCAAUCCAGAACUCGAACGCGCAAAUACCGGUCACGAGCAUGCAAAAUUCCGUUAGAUCGAAACUUCCGAAGCUAACAUUGCCCAAAUUCAAGGGCGAUGUGACCACUUACAAAUCAUUUUGGCAGAUAUUUGAAAGCACGGUGGAUAAGAACGCUCAGUUGACGAGCAUCGACAAGUUCAAUUAUUUGGUGUCCCUACUGGAGGGGCAAGCCCUUCGUUCUAUAAAGGGCCUCGCAAUAACCGAAGAUAAUUACCAGGCAGCGUUAGAUAUUCUGCAAGAACGAUAUGGCAACUCACAGCAAAUUAUCUCAGCCCACAUGGAUGACUUACUCAAAUUACAACCGUGUAGUGGAGAAAAGGCAAGUCAGUUACGGUACAUCUACGAUAAAGUCAGUGUAAAUGUACGAGCUUUGGAGGCGCUGGGGGUUCAUAGUGACCAAUACGGCAGCUUAUUAAUACCUGUCAUAAUGUCUAAGUUGUCGAGUGAUGUACGGCUACAGAUUGCGAGAAAUACAAGGAAGGAUGUGUGGGCGAGAUUAUUCGAAAAGAGGUAG